This is a messenger RNA of Chara braunii, 3907 nucleotides long. NCBI's taxonomy places the organism in Eukaryota, Viridiplantae, Streptophyta, Charophyceae, Charales, Characeae. The record is from the annotation of a GenBank genome assembly.
GUGGUCCUUAGAGAGUCAGUUUGUAGGUCAGUGUGUCCGGGUAGGUCUAAGUGGUGAGGAAUGGAACAUUGUCGUGCACCUAACACCACGAUGGACGACUAUCCGAUGUAUGGGUUGCUGGUUGGGUUCUCCCUUUGGGGGACCCUUUGGCGUUUCAUGUUCCCGUUGGGGUUCUGGAACACUUUCGCGUGUAGGGUAGAGACGAAGGGUGGCACGACCACACACCCCUAUACGCCUGAAGAGGAGGCCAAGGCCGCCGCCAUCCUGAAAGAGAGAAGGGAGAAGAGGGAGGCCAAGGAGAUGGCCAGAGAAAAGGAGAGAAUAAAGAAAGAAGAGCCGAAGUUGAAGGAGGUGGAAGAGGAAGAGGAAGAAGAUGAAACGCCACUGCAAAGGAAGAGAGGGCAGUACAGUGGCAGUAGAGAUGUGGAGAUGGAAAAAUCGAUUUCGGAAUGGGUCACCAACUUAUCCCUGGGCGAAGAAGAAGAGGUGGCGAUGUGUAUCUCCAAGGAUGACCAGGAAGCCGCCAUGAGAGCCUGGGAAGCAGAAAAAAGAUGUCGUAAAGCGGCAGGCGUUGGAAGACGAAAAGAGGAUGGAGUGGAAAUUGGCCGUGAUGAGGGAGAAGAAGAGGAGAGUAGACGCUGCAGCGGAGGCGGCAGAAGAAUUGGAGGAGGUACAAAAGAUAGAAGAGCAGUUAGCCGCCCAGACCGAACUCCCAAACCAAAUGCUAGUCAUAGACCAAACGUUGCAUGCCUGGCACGAAUGCAGGCGGAGCAAUAUGACUUUAGUAGGAGUCAACACAUAGCGGUGCGUUCAAUAAAGUUGGGAUUCCGGGACUUUGCUCGCGAGUUGGUGGGUCAUCGCCUCGAGAAGACUGAGCGGUUUUGUGCCGGCGCCAUUGAAGGAGUCAAAGCGGCCGCUCCCAAGGAGGAGGAAGCACGUCCUCCUCGUCGGGAGCCGGUCAAAGUCAAAUUCCCUGAUUCCUACAGUGGAAAACGGAAAGAGAACUUUGACAAUUGUGAGGCCAAUGUCAAGACCUAUGUGCAUCUGCAACAGGUCUCCCUAGUGUUAAGGCCUCAGACAGACAAGCUCCAGACGAUCCAUGCCCGUAAGUGGAAGAGUGUCAGGGCACUCAAGAGCACAAUGGACGAAUUGGUUGCUGUCCCUGACCAUGGGGUUACAGACACCCAGUUGGUCGCCCUCUUCUAUAGAGCGAUGCCCGAAGCUUUUAGCGGGCACUUCUUCGCGAAGAGCGAAGACCCUGCCACCACUUACGAUUCCCUUAGCCGUGAAGUGGUGGCCUUUGAGGCAAAAUCUGUGUCAGUCUCCACCUUCUGGCACAAAGAUUUGGAUAAGGGAAAGCAAUGGAAGGGCCGCACUAUCUCUGGGCAGGUGAAGACUAAAGAUAGCCUUGUCCUAACUUUAGAUGAGGGUAGUGUGGAUGAGAUCCCCUACGAUCAGAUUGAGUGGGGGUUAGAGGAGGAGGACAGCGGUGUGGGCCAAGGGAGGACUUACGCUGCUGUCGCAGCUGGAGGGAGGCCGCAAGGAGGACGAGGCCAGGGCCAAGGGGGCCGGGCCUCAGGGAGCCGGUUUCAGGGCGAUCAGGGUGUUGGCGGCAGAGGAGGAAACCGCCAAGCGGGAGGCAGGGGUCAAGGUCCCCCGCAAAACCGUCCUAGGAAUAGGUCUCCCUAUAGGGUAGGAGGAUGGCACCCAGGGCUACCGCAGGGUCGGUGUCUAGAUGGCUGUCCAGAGACUGCUUGUGUUAGAGUCUCUCUAGACACCUCCCUCACAGGCGUGGGCGAAGAGUUGAAGGAGAGGAUGCCCGCCUGGACCAAGAUGAGAAAGGAGAAUAAGGGACAGCUUAUAUUAGUAGAUACAAAGAUUUUUAGAGGCAGAGUAGGGGCCCUAGUAGACUCAGGGACCACCCGCAGCUAUAUUAGCAAGAAAGCGCUGCAGAAGUUGAAGCUGGGACUUGAAGUCCAAAAGCUAGCAGACCCUAUAGUUAGUAUCCUCGCAGACAAUCGUACUAUGGUUGUAGAGGAGUAUGUAGAGGGAGUCCAGGCGUAUUUUCACCUAGAGAAGGAUAAGAAAGUGGAGAAGGUUUUCCACUCCCUGACUCUCCUCGUAGAAGACAGCCUCCCAUUUGAUGUUGUCGUGGGAAUGGAUUGGGGAGAGGCAGUCGGGGCCACGCUCCAUUUGAAGGAGCAUGAGUGUAGGAUCCCUAGCUCUUCAGGCGAGGCUAAGACUGCCCGCUUGUUCCAUGUGUCAGGAGUAGAGAAUCCCUUGGCACAUUGCUGCCUUAGUGCGCCUGCAUUCGCUAGAUUAGUGAAGAAGGAGAAAUUGGAGGAACAGGUCUUUGUUGCCUAUGUUAGGCCAGUGACUGAGCCUACCGAAGAAAAGCCGACGGACCCUGCAAUUGCCAACCUGCUGGAAGAGUUCAAGGAUCUAACUGAGUCGCCGACAGGAGUAGUACCGCGGCCCAUCCAGCACCGCAUUGAGAUAGAGCUUCGCAGUAGAACUCCUAAGGGCGCUUUGUACAGGAUGUCCCCACGGGAGUUAGAGGAGCUUCGCAAGCAAUUAGACGAGCUCCUCGAGAAGGGUUGGAUUAGGCCCAGUUCGUCUCCUUUUGGAGCGCCUGUUCUCUUUGUUCCUAAGAAAGAGGGAGAGCUGAGAAUGUGCAUAGACUAUAGGGGUCUGAAUGCUAUUAUAGUGAAGAAUGCUGAGCCACUGCCUAGGAUAGACGAUCUCUUAGAUCGAGUGCAAGGGGCCAAGUAUUUCUCAAAGAUAGACUUAAAGUCCGGAUAUCAUCAGAUGGAGGUACAUCCUGAUGAUCAGCACAAGACAGCCUUCCGGACUAGGUACGGGCAUUAUGAGUUUAUAGUGAUGCCCUUUGGACUAACCAAUGCGCCAACAACUUUUCAGCGGUGUAUGAAUGAUUUGUUUAGGCCAUGGUUAGACAGGUUCGUCGUAGUUUACUUGGAUGACAUUUUAGUGUUUAGUAAGACCCUCGACGAGCAUCAGGGUCAUUUCAGGCAGGUCUUGGAGAAGCUGAGGGAAGCUAACUUCAAGAAGUGCGAUUGGGCAAAGACCCAAGUUUUGUACCUAGGCCACGUCUUAGACGGAGACGGCGUCAAGCCGGAAGAUAGUAAGAUUGCAGCGAUUAGAGAUUGGCCAACACCGCGGGCGUUCACAGAACUGAGGUCGUUCUUAGGCCUAGCGAACUACUAUAGGAAGUUCGUGAGGAACUUCUCCACCAUCGCUGCGCCCCUUCGCAGAUUGCUCAGAAAGGAGACCAUCUGGAAGUGGGAUAAGGACUGCAAGUCUGCUAUGAAGAAGUUAAAACAGGCGUUGAUAGAGUAUCCAGUCCUUAAGGUCGCCGAUCCGUCCUUGCCCUUUGUCGUCACUACGGACGCUAGCCAGUAYGGCAUAGGUGUCGUGUUACAGCAAGACGAUGGCAAUGGUUAUAGACCCGUAGAGUUCAUGUCCGCCAGAAUGCCUUCAGAGAAGGUUGCGACAUUUACCUAUGAGAGGGAACUCUACGCUCUCAGGCAAGCCUUAGAACACUGGAAGCACUACUUGCUUGGGAGGCACUUCAAAGUCUACUCAGACCAUGAGACGUUAAGAUGGUUAAAGACGCAGGUCAAGAUGACACCUAAGCUUACUAGGUGGGCCGCGGAGAUAGAUCAGUACGACUUUGAGCUCAAGCCAGUCAAAGGGAAAUAUAACGUAGUCGCGGAUGCUCUGAGUAGAAGAGCUGAUUACUUUGGGACAAUAGUACACUACCUCGAUACAGGGAAGGAUCUGCAGCAGAAGGUUAGAGAAGCCUAGGCGCAGGACCCUAUCUACAGUGACCUCCUUAAGAAAGUCAAAGAGGCCCCAGAGACUGAACCGAACUACCGCACUACCGAAG